AUGAAAAGGAAAAAAAAGGCAAAGGAUAACGAAAUUGCCGAAAGUAGAUUGACAAAAAAUCAGACAAUUGACAAAGAAUUUCAAAUGCGAAUCAAGAAACAGACAAAUCAUUGGAAACAAGUGAUGCUUAGAAUUAUUGCUGUUGUGAAAUGUCUUGCCAUACAUAAUUUAGCAUUUCGUGGAACAAAUGAAAGACCUUAUGAAGACUCUAAUGGCAACUUCUUAGGUUUACUUGAAAUGAUUGCAGAGUUUGAUCCAAUAAUGCAAGAGCAUUUUCGACUCAUUGAGAAUAAAGAGAUUCAUCAUCACUAUUUGAGCCAUAAAAUUCAAAAUGAGUUGAUAGCUACUUUAGCUUCAAAAGUCAAAACCGCAAUCAUUAAAAAAGUCAAAGAAGCCAAAUUUUUUUCUGUCAUUCUUGAUUGUACUCCUGAUGCAAGUCAUGUGGAACAGAUGACUUUAAUUUUGAGAUGUGUUGACUUGUCAAGUAGGUCAAUAAAUAUAAGGGAGUAUUUCAUGGAGUUUUUAAGUGUAGAAGAUACAUCAGGAUUAGGACUUUUUAAUGAGUUGCAAGAUGUCCUAAAGUCUCUUGAUCUUGAUAUUGAUAAUGUGAGAGGACAAGGUUAUGAUAAUGGAUCUAACAUGAGAGGGAAACACCAAGGUGUCCAGAAAAGAUUGCUAGACAUAAAUCCCAGAGCUUUUUACAUGCCAUGUGGUUCUCAUUGUCUUAAUUUAAUAGUUUGUGAUAUGGCAAGUUCAUGUCUUAAAGCAAAAUCUUUUUUUGGAGCGUGUCAAUGCAUAUAUACAGUGUUUUCCAACUCUACAAAGCGUUGGAAUAUUUUGCUUGAACAUAUUGAUGGUUUAACUUUGAAGUCAUUGUCAACUACUCGAUGGGAAAGUCACAUUGAAAGUGUUAAAGCGAUUAAGUCCCAAGUAGCCCAGGUUAGAAAUGCUUUGUUUCAAUUGGUGGAAAUUACUGAAAAUCCCCAAUUGAGUAGGGAUGCAGAAUGUUUAGCAUCAGGAGAACUUUCAAGUUUUGAUUUUGUAUUAAGUUUGGUUAUUUGGUAUGACAUUUUGUUGAAGAUUAACAUGGUGAGUACAAAAUUACAAUCUGAAGACAUGCGUCUUGAUGUUGCUGUAAAGGCAUUGGAAUCACUUGUUAUGUUUUUCGAAAACUAUAGAGAAACUGGUUUUGCUUCUGCCAUGAGUGAUGCUAAAGAAAUUGCACUUGAUUCAGAAAUUGACCCUGUUUUUCAAACUAAACGUCAUAGACCUAGAAAAAGACAUGAUGAAGUUGAUGGUAAUGAGAGGGAACAACAGUCUGCUGAAGAAUCAUUUAGAACAGAUUAUUUUCUUGUUAUAGUGGAUAUUGCUCUUUCUCAACUGAAACACAGGUUUGAACAGUUAAAGGCUUUUGAAUAUAUUUUUGGCUUCUUGUUUGAUGCAUCGAAGUUAAUUUCAUUGGAUGAUCAAGAGUUAAAACAAAAUUGUAUGAAUCUUGAAGCACAUUUGAAACAUGGAAAUACCAUGGAUGUAGAUGGAGCCGACUUAUGUUCCGAAUUACAGGUUUUGCAAAUGAUGUUACCUGAAAAAUCAUUUCUCUCUAAUAACCCUUGGACAUCCAUGGAAAUAGCAAACUUUGUCAAAGAAAUUGACAUGUGUCCUAAUGUCUUGAUUGCUUAUCGUGUAAUGUUGACUGUACCUAUGACUGUGGCAUCUGCAGAAAGAAGUUUUUCAAAAUUGAAAUUAUUAAAAUCUUAUUUGAGGACCACUAUGACUCAAGAUAGGCUAAAUGGAUUAGCAAUCUUAUGCAUUGAAAAGGAUGAGAUUGAAGACUUGGAGUAUGAUGAUAUAAUUGAUGAUUUUGCUUCAAAAAAUACUAGAAGACAAUUUCUUAAAGGUUGA
Malus domestica (apple) is the source of this 1902-nucleotide messenger RNA. RefSeq lists its product as uncharacterized. Lineage: Eukaryota; Viridiplantae; Streptophyta; Magnoliopsida; Rosales; Rosaceae. Gene Ontology annotation, molecular function: protein dimerization activity. The record is from RefSeq and is a predicted model, not a curated record.